GUAGAUGUUUACGACAGUGAGAGCGCGUUUACGGCGGAGUGUAGUAUUUGUACAGAUGCGGGAAGAAAACAACUGAUUUGGUCUCCACACCGCGAUCACAAUUCACACAGUUAUCCAGAAACGUGAACAUAUAUGAAGACACAGGAACAAAGAGGUCUGAUGGACGUGAAAGAGGGAAAUCAAGAACCGAAUGGAGUGGAGUGGUGUGAGAAACCUCAAAGUCUUUUAAAUGGAGAGGAAACCUUUAAUGAAAAGAAUGUCUCACGAAGCAGAACUCAAAGAGCAAAAGCCAGAAAGUCUUUAAAAUGUCAUCAGUGUGAAAAGAGUUUUACACGUCAAGAGAACCUGGAGUAUCACUUAAAAGCUCACACUGGAGAAAAACCAUACACCUGCCAUGAUUGUGGAAAGAGUUUCAUACUAAACAAACACCUUAAAUGCCAUAUAAGAAUUCACACCGGAGAAAAGCCUUACGAAUGUGAUCAGUGUGGAUGCGGUUUUGCGAGUAGAGAGAGCCUAAAGAACCAUGCAAGAAUUCACUCUGGAGAAAAGCCGAGUUUCACCUGCUCUUAUUGUGGAAAGAGCUAUGCAUUUAAAUGCAGACUUAAAAGACACUUAAAAAUUCAUACUGGAGAGAAACCAUUCACAUGCCCUCAGUGUGGAAAGAGUUUUACAGAAAAGCAACAUCUUGCCAAGCACAUAAGAAUGCAUAUCGGACAGAAGUCUUACACCUGCACUGAGUGUGGAAAGGUCUGUCCAAAUGAAUACAGACUUGAGAUACACCUAAGACGUCACACUGGAGAGAAACCAAACACCUGCCCUGAUUGUGGAAAGAGUUUUGCAGAAAAAGCACACCUUAGCAAGCACAUCAAAUUUUAUCAUCAGGCCUUUAAGAUCCGGUCUUUCAGCUGCUCUCAGUGUGGAAAGAGUUUCACAGAUAGACAGAAUCUUAAGAGACACUUAAGAGUUCAUACUGGAGAGAGACCAUACACGUGCCCUCAUUGUGAAAAUAGCUUCACGCAAAAAGUACAUCUUGACAGGCACAUAAUGCUCCACACUGGAGAGAAACCUUACAGGUGUCCGCAGUGUGAAAAGAGUUUCAUGGAGGCAUCAGCUCUCAUACGUCAUCUGCACAUUCAUACGGGAGAAAAACCUUACUAUGCUCUACACUCCAGAGAAAUUUACUUAAAUAUGAGAAAUAUGGAGUUUGUUAAAGUGGAGAUUGGCGACAUGAGUGAUCCAGAACCGUGUAUAAUUAAACAUGAAGAUACUGAGGAACAAACAGACUGGAUGGAAGUGAACCAGCAAGUACAUGAACUAAAUGAAGCAGAGGACGAACGUUGUACCUUUCAAGCUCAAAGAACAAAAGCCAAAAAGCUGCACACCUGCUCACAGUGUGGAAAGAGCUUCACACACAAAGGAAAUCUUAACACACACGCAAGAAUGCACACUGGAGAGAAACCAUACACAUGCCAUCAAUGUGCAAAGAGUUUUACUCGUUCAUCAGGUCUCAGUAAACAUCUGCUCUGUCACUCAGGAGUAAAGCCUUUUAUCUGUGAUCAGUGUGGUAAACAUUUCAUUUCGUCAUCAAAACUAAAAACACACCAGAAAGUUCAUUCAGAUGAGAGGCCUUAUGAGUGUUCUUUGUGUGGAAAGAGUUUUUCACGGCUGGACAGUUGUAAACAGCAUCAGAAAACACAUAAUGAAGUGAGAGAUCAUGUGUGUUGUGAGUGUGGGAAGAGCUUCACUACAGCUAGUCAACUAAAACAGCACCAAAGAAUUCACACUGGAGAAAGACCUUACAAGUGCUCAUAUUGUGACAGGACUUUCACUCUUUCUGGAAACCUGAAAGCACAUGAGCGAGUUCACACUGGAGAGAAGCCGUACCACUGUACUCAGUGUGGAGAGGGUUUCAUAAGCACCAAAAAUCUCCAUUAUCAUCUGCACGUUCACUCUGGAGAAAGGCCAUUUAGCUGUGAUCAGUGUGGAAAAAAGUUUAAAUCGGCAUCAAAUCUAAAAUGUCACAUGAAUGUUCAUACAGAUGAAAAGCCUCACUUGUGUUCUUUGUGUGGAAAGAGUUUUUCAAGACUGAACAGUUGUAAGAUGCACCAGAAAAUGCAUGAUGAUGUAAAAGAAUACGUUUGUUUGGAUUGUGGAAAGAGCUUUACUGCAGUUGGCCAGUUGAAACGGCACAAAAGAAUUCAUACUGGAGAGAAACCUUACAAGUGCUCAUAUUGUGACAAGAGUUUCAUUCAGUCUGGAAGCUUGAAAGCACAUGAGCGAGUUCACACUGGAGAGAAGCCGUAUGACUGUACUCAGUGUGGAAAGAGUUUCACUCAGUCAAAGACUGUAGCGAUUCAUAUGGAAAAGCAUUGUUCUGUGUCAGAGUGAGCAAAUGUUUUCUUCAGAUUCAAAUACUUUUUCAAGUACGUGAGAUUCAGAUAAAGUAAGUGUGCAGCUUGUUCAAAUAACGUAGUUUUGCUGGGGAACAGCAAAUUAUGACUUAAAUUUUGCAUUUAUGCAUUUUUAUUAUUUGAUUGAAAAUCACCCUAUAAAGACUUAGACAAAGUAGCAAAACAGACAGGAAACAAAUGUAACAAAAACCAAGUUUGAAACGAUUCCCUCAGUUUGUGAGUUUUAAUUUGGAGUUUUCAAAUAAAUC
Sinocyclocheilus anshuiensis is the source of this 2659-nucleotide messenger RNA. RefSeq names its product zinc finger protein 271-like. The record is from RefSeq and is a predicted model, not a curated record. Gene Ontology annotation, biological process: regulation of transcription by RNA polymerase II. The transcript has 6 exons. The coding region runs from base 133 to 2388 and encodes 751 amino acids. Gene Ontology annotation, cellular component: nucleus. Gene Ontology annotation, molecular function: RNA polymerase II transcription regulatory region sequence-specific DNA binding; DNA-binding transcription factor activity, RNA polymerase II-specific. Lineage: Eukaryota; Metazoa; Chordata; Actinopteri; Cypriniformes; Cyprinidae.